Messenger RNA from Hippocampus comes (tiger tail seahorse), 981 nucleotides. RefSeq names its product phosphopantothenoylcysteine decarboxylase (gene ppcdc). The record is from RefSeq and is a predicted model, not a curated record. Gene Ontology annotation, molecular function: FMN binding; phosphopantothenoylcysteine decarboxylase activity. Bases 63 to 689 code for a protein of 208 amino acids. Gene Ontology annotation, cellular component: phosphopantothenoylcysteine decarboxylase complex. NCBI's taxonomy places the organism in Eukaryota, Metazoa, Chordata, Actinopteri, Syngnathiformes, Syngnathidae. The transcript is spliced from 5 exons. Gene Ontology annotation, biological process: coenzyme A biosynthetic process.
CAAACCGUUUUGGAAAACAAAAACAAGGGUAAGGAGCGUUUCACCUUCGGUAGUCUGUCAAUAUGCAGACGGAUGAAGAUGAUUCUCAGCCUCCAAGCGACUUGGUGAAGACAACCGGGACAUUUUGUGUGCUCGUUGGAGUGACCGGGAGCGUAGCUGCCCUCAAACUUCCCGUUUUGGUCUCUGAACUUCUUCAUUUCCCCGGGGUGGAUGUAAGAGUGGUCACAACUCAGCAUGCCCAGCACUUUUAUAACCCUGAAGAAGUGUCAGUAAAGGUCUACAGUGACAAAGAUGAAUGGGAGUUGUGGAGUCAGCGGUCUGACCCGGUGCUUCACAUUGAGCUCAGACGCUGGGCAGACCUUCUCGUCAUCGCCCCCUUAGAUGCAAACACGCUCGGAAAGAUCGCUAGCGGCAUUUGUGACAACCUGCUGACGUGUGUGGUGAGAGCCUGGGAUACCAGUCGCCCUCUCCUCUUCUGCCCUGCGAUGAACACCGCUAUGUGGCAGCAUCCCAUCACAGCCCAGCAAAUACACAAGCUGAAAGAGUUUGGCUAUGUGGAAAUCCCCUGCAUUGCAAAGAAGCUGGUGUGUGGAGACAAAGGCAAAGGCGCCAUGGCAGAGGUGUCGACUAUCAUCUCUGUUAUCAAGCAAUACCUUCAGCAAACCAGUGAGCCAUCUCCCCAAACAUGACGGCAGGCAACACUUUGACCUUUGAACUUGGAUCACUUCACCAAGUGUGGCCUCUUUGGCACCCCAGACUCGAACUGCCAACCUCAGAACUGUGAGCCAGAUGUCCUAACCACUCAUCCGUCAAGCCACAGAGAUUUAAUAUUAAAAAGAUGGACUUUUAACACGUGAUUAACUCCUUAAAACUUAACAUAAUUAAGACAGAUGGAAUCAAAGUAUGCAAAUGCAUUCCAAGGAAAUAUUGGGACAUGCGAUUGUGUUUUUAAUCUAUCAUCAUAUUAGGCAAGCUUAAAAA